Messenger RNA from Poecilia latipinna (sailfin molly), 3850 nucleotides. It is a transcript of the gene adgrf3b, whose product is annotated as adhesion G protein-coupled receptor F3b. Bases 194 to 3253 code for a protein of 1019 amino acids. Gene Ontology annotation, cellular component: membrane. Gene Ontology annotation, molecular function: G protein-coupled receptor activity. Gene Ontology annotation, biological process: adenylate cyclase-activating G protein-coupled receptor signaling pathway; cell surface receptor signaling pathway. The transcript is spliced from 18 exons. The record is from RefSeq and is a predicted model, not a curated record. NCBI's taxonomy places the organism in Eukaryota, Metazoa, Chordata, Actinopteri, Cyprinodontiformes, Poeciliidae.
CCCUCCACCCAAAAAAAGCACCACCCUGCUCAGCAUAAGCCGGCGUUAGAGACGAUUGUGCACACUUACUGGGAUUCUGAUCGCUGAUCAGCUGCUGGUAGAUAUGGGACUACAUCCUUACUUGGUUAGCUAAAGUCAGAACAUUUCAUACUUUGGUUUUCUGUGAGACAUUUGGAGCAAAAAAAGAGGAGCAAUGUGGACCAAACAUUUUCUUUUUCUGGUCGGCGCCCUGUGCAUGUGCCAGGUUUUUUCGCAAGACAUCUACGUUGCGGAGGUGAUGGUAGAGAGCAACAUCACGCUGACGUCUGAGAGCAUCCUGGCGAGUUGGAGGCCAACCAUUUCCCUCAGUGUGGGUAGUAACGUUGUGACAAUCUCCAGCAGCGAACUGGUCGCAGAAUGCCUGGUUGUUGGAGAAGAAUACAGCUGCAACUGCUCUAAAGGCUACGCUUGGAGCAACGAGGUCUGCUACAAUUAUGGCUGCUGUACUGAAGCUACAUGUCUGAAAAAUGUGUCCCAGGCUACAUCCAUCUGCGUUGAGAAAUUCAACGUUGUCAUCAAUGGAUCUGUACAGCUGACUGCAGGGUCCUGGACUUCCGCACAAACCACGAUGCUUGAAACUGGGCUGAGGAUGAUGAAUGGCGUGGGAUCCGUGAAUAUCACUGGGCCGAGAUUGUUAGAGCCGGCCUUUGCUGACUUUCAGAUGGAUGUCUAUGUCAGAUUAGACAUUCCUAAGCUUCAACAGAUUCUCAAUGGUCUGACUGUCAACCUAUCAUCGGCUCCAAUUUACGUCGACACUAAAAAAAUGGUAAACAUCUCUGUCAAACCCAGCGAUACAGUGGAGUAUGAGACCAACAUUAAUCUUGCCUGCGUAAUGGAGGAAGCCACAGGAAGCGCUGGGUGGAACCUAAGUACACCAUCUGAGCGCUUUUCGAUCAAUAAAGGCCUUCAAACCCAAAUUACCACGGCCUGUGUUAAUGAAGUAUACAAAUCCUGUGUGGAACUUAUUGUAACAAAAGUAACAGGUGUAUGGACAGGUAUAUAUGAGUGUGGAUUUACAACUGGAACAAUCAGACACACUGCCAGCAUUCCCAUAAAAGUAGCUCCCCUGCCAGAUGUAAUUACCAUGAAGUUUAGCCCUAUGAUUGUAGAUUGUUCUGGCAACAAUCAUUCUGUAAAUAUCAUAGCAACUAUCCCAAAGCCUGAAGAGGAAUACAAAUACCUUUGGAGCUACAAUGGUGCAAAUGACAAAGAGACAAAUGCAGGUAAAAGUCAAAUAAGUUUCACUUACAACCGUCAGCUGGAAUGUGAAUAUAAAGACCCACAACGUGUGCAAAUCACUUUUAUAAACAGCCUAAAUCAGAAAAAGACUGCAACUGUGGAAAUCCCUGUGUUUCGUGAAACUGCAAAAUUCUGCAAAGAAGAGACUCUCAACAAUGAGAUUUGGCUAAAAACUCCGGCUGAUGUGACAUUGAUUAAUCAGACUUGUCCACCAGGCAGGGUUGGGUUCAAGUCACGUAUAUGUGAUAAGGAGGGAAUGUGGCAAGAUGUUUUCUCCAAAUGCAUCAGUGAGGAGCUGAGCAAAGUUACAGACGCAGCUAACAAUUUUCUGAAUGGACUUGGAGCCACACAGGAAGUGGCUAUGAACAUAUUUGAAGGAGUCAAGAACAGCUCUAGUUUAAGUUCAGAUGGCUCUGGUGAUGACGUUGCUGACAUUGGUGCUUCCAUUGGCAUUAUAGGAGUGAUGGCCAAUGCUUCAGUCAACAUUGUUCUGAAUGAGGAUGUGUUUCCUGAUUUAGUCGAUGCAGCCAGCAAUAUGGUCAACUCAAGCUGGAGUGCGGUAAAUGACACAAUUCGUUACGGCAUGUCUGCAAACUACCUUUCCAGUGUGGAGACUUUGGUGAAGAACAUCAAUAUCAACACCAGUGAGGGUUUCAACAGUACAAACUUGGAGCUCAAAUUCUGCUCAAGUGAUGACUGCAGCAUUAAUGUGUUUGGCAUUGAUGUCAAUUUGAACAAGACCAAUGGAACCAUGAAAACCUUGGGUGUGAAGAAUCUGAUGGAAAAAAUGAAAAACGACAAGUUCCCAGGCAGAAAUCGCAGCAGCAUAUUGCUGUCAGCCACCCUUGUAGGUAACAGUGAUUCAGAUAUUAAGAUUAAAAUGUUCUUCCCUGACGAGCAACCAACCGCCACAGAACGUCUCUGUGUCUUCUGGGACACAAAUAAAACAGACUGGUCCAGUGAAGGCUGUAUUGCCAAUGUCACCGACGACAACCAAACACUCUGUGAAUGCAACCACCUCACUUCUUUCUCUGUCCUCAUGUCCAAAAGCGCCAACGUCAAGGAUUCCUCGAUCCUUGACAUGAUUACAAACAUUGGACUGGGUGUGUCUAUUUUCUCCCUGCUGAUCUUUCUUUUCGUCGAAUCCCUGGUGUGGUCAGCGGUGACGAAGACGAACCUGUCGCAUUUCCGUCACACAGCCGUGGUGAACAUUGCCGUGUUCCGCCUGCUCGCAGACUGCAGCUUCUUGGCUUCGACUGAACCCACAAAGCUCUCCGACACCUGGUGCUUCACCUUCACCGUCUGCAAGCACCUGUUUUACCUGACGAUGUUCUGCUGGAUGCUUUGUCUGAGUGUGAUGCUCGUCCACCAACUCAUCUUUGUUUUCAGCCCAGUCAGGAAAAGAGUCUUCAUGUACCUCUCCAGCAUUGUAGGCUAUGUUGUACCAAUUGCACUAGUGGGAACCAGCUAUGUGUAUUACAAAUACAAAGAGCAGGAUUACUAUGAUAGAGAAUCCUGUUGGUUAACGUAUGUCCGGCUGUUAGAGGGCUCCAUUCACGCAUUUCUUCUUCCUGUGGGUACCAUUAUUUUGUCAAAUCUCUUCUCCAUGGUGGUUGUCAUUGUCACCUUGGUGAAGACCUCUGUACCAGACAGCAGCAAAUCAGAUGACAAGGACACAGCCAAGAGCAUUCUCAAAGUGAUUGUCUUUCUAGCUCCCGUCUUUGGAGUAACAUGGAUCAUCGGCUUUGCUUUACUCAUGCUGGACGGAAACAACCCCUUGUAUGAGGUUGCAGAGUACGCCUUCGUCAUCCUCAAUUCUUUCCAGGGUCUUUUCAUUCUGCUAACAGGUUGUGUGGGAGAGCAAAAGGUGAGGCAGGAAGUGAUUAGAAUCAUAAUGGCAAAAACUGGAAAAGACACUGAUAGUACCAAGAAACUGACUAAUAGUUCAACUACACUCCACACAAAAGACAAAUGAUAAAGACAGUGGAAACAGAAAGCAGCUCUGGUGACCGCAGCGCCCCCUGUGAUCCAGGAGAGAACACUUCUUGAAGUUUGCAAUGUGGUAGAUUUUGAUCUGUAGACUCUUCCAAAUGUGUAACUGGUUUCUCUAAGAACAUAAACGAAACCCAAUCAAGUAGACUAAUGAUGAUUAGCAGUGAGUUGGUGAUAUUUACAAAAUGAUGCAUAUAUACUGUAGAAGUACAUUCCAUAUGUGUCACUGACCAAUGAGACAAGCAACCCAUUUAAAUAACCAAUAUUUUCUUUAGGUUUAGGGUCAGUGUGGAGCUUUUAUUUAUUAUAAUUUUAAUUAAAUAACGCAAAUAGUGAAAAGUGACUGUUUAACUGUAAACUGCAUGCUUCUCAGUACAAAUAGCAACCUUCAUGCAAAUUUUUGCAUUCUGUUCCAAACCAAUGUAUAUAGAACAAAGUACAAUUUUAUCAAGUCUGAUUGUGAUCGGUUUAUUUAAAAAAGAAGUUAAGAUAGUUUGAUGAACUACAAGCUGUAAACAAUACUUGUAUAUUUCUGUAUGUAUUAGAAGUUAUAGUGAAAUAAAGACGUUUAGAAACUCAA